Rhododendron vialii is the source of this 987-nucleotide messenger RNA. RefSeq lists its product as uncharacterized. The record is from RefSeq and is a predicted model, not a curated record. NCBI's taxonomy places the organism in Eukaryota, Viridiplantae, Streptophyta, Magnoliopsida, Ericales, Ericaceae.
CUCCUAUUUUGGUCACGCAACAGUCUAUCUCCUUUAUCUUUUCUCUCCAAGAAAAGAAUAGCCCUAAAAAAUAUGGGAAAGUUGGUGGGACAUCCUGGAACUGGAUUUGGAUUCUUUAUCAUAGGUUUAUGGCACCUACUUAACCACAUCAAACUCCAUGCUCAAAACCCUAACUCUCACAAACCCUUGUUAUGGUUCCCCACCCAGAAACUAAGAUACCUAGAGCUCUACUUGAUCAUGGGUGGCUCCACGGUGACCAUAGCCAUGGACCUCUUCAUCACCCCGCGACGCCACCAGCCUCUCGACACCGACUUCACCAUCCCUUCCGCCCACCUCCACAACUUUGAACACAGCAUCAUCGCCCUCACCUUCUUUACCUACGCUGCUUUCGCCAUCCUUCUUGACCGAAAGGCCCCUCGAAAAACCAGACAUUCCCUCACCCAACUUCUCGGAGCCGUCGCCUAAUUUGGCCAGCAGCUUCUCGUCUUCCACAACCACUCGGCCGACCAUGUGGGGGUCGAAGGCGAAUACCACCUUCUACUCCAACUUGUCAUCUCCAUCGCUAUUGUCACCACUCUCAUGGGCAUUGGUUACCCUAAGAGUUUCUUGACAAGUUUUGUUAGGUCAAUGAGCAUACUUUUCAUAGGUGUUUGGCUUACGGUCAUGGGAUUCAUGUUCUGGUUUAUCCCAAAAGACUGCUUAAUGAAAUUGGAAGAAGGCCGUAGAGUUGUUCGGUGUCAUAAUGAUGAAGCUCUCGAACGGGCAAAAUCGAUCGCGAACAUUGAGUUCAGUUGGUACUUGGUUCUUGUGAUCAUUUCCUCCAUGUGUUUGUACUUGUACACGAUCAAAAUUUAUGGGGAGAAAGUUGAAUACCAAACUCUGUCCGAGAAAGAAUCAGAAGAGGACGAGGAGAGUGAAGAUGUUGAGGCUCAAAAGAAAAGCGAAGUUGACGAGCCCAAGAGGUUUGUCCAGACGGGAAAUAAUUAA